This is a messenger RNA of Macrosiphum euphorbiae (potato aphid), 486 nucleotides long. Lineage: Eukaryota; Metazoa; Arthropoda; Insecta; Hemiptera; Aphididae. The record is from the annotation of a GenBank genome assembly.
AUGAAUAGCAAAAGUAAAAAUAUUGUUACAACUCCAGGGGGACAGGACCACCAGGAGUCGUUGGCAGUAGGUGGAUCUGGUGUAAAAUUCAGGUCCAACGGAGCGGGCUUGCUACUUUCGUUACCAGUCAACCGUGACCAAUCGGAUGAAGGGGUGUCCAGCAUGGCCCCGGAUUCCGACAAUAAUGCUUCUGCUGAGACAGACGUGCCUCUAGGUACGCACCCAAGAGAUAUGACGUCAUAUAUUAUACAUCAUAGAGCCUAUGAUACCGGUGAGAACGUAGCUGUAGCUACCAAUCUGACCUUACCUGACUACAAGCGAAAACGAUCAUCGUAUGAAGAUGAUAACCAUAAUAGAAAUUUUUCUCGAACCUCAAGAGCCGCACUCGAUAUCCAUCAUGUCAUCGGUAAGUUCCUAAUACACAUCAACGACCCUAGACAUAGUAACAAAAUAUACAAAUAUCUAUACAGUCGACAUCAGUGCUAA